Molecule: messenger RNA, 3683 nt
Organism: Haplochromis burtoni (Burton's mouthbrooder)
Lineage: Eukaryota; Metazoa; Chordata; Actinopteri; Cichliformes; Cichlidae
Gene: ttyh2
Product: tweety family member 2
Exons: 16
Coding region: 885-2546 (553 amino acids)
Cellular component (GO): plasma membrane
Molecular function (GO): intracellularly calcium-gated chloride channel activity; volume-sensitive chloride channel activity
Source: RefSeq, a predicted model, not a curated record
UAAAUUUUAAUGGCUAUAAAAUUAAUUUUGGAAACAUUUAAGGUGAUAAAGUCAUAUAACCAGCACAGUUAGCUAUUUGACAGCUGGGCUGAAUCUGGCUCAAUUCCACUUAGUUUAAUUACAUCAAAGUUUCAUAAAUAAAUAUAAGUAACCUGCUCAUGAAUACAGCAAAUAUUAUUUUAGCAUCUAAAUUUGCUGCAUCUGUAGCUGAAGUACACCAGAAAAUACAAGUAUACAAAAUGUUAAUAUAAGCCACUUUAAAAAUGACCCACCAGCUGUUCUCACGGGCUGCAUGUUGUGUAAUUGGCUUAAUUGAACACUAGGUGGCACCGCUGUUGCUUAUUUACCAGAGAAUAAAGGGGCCGUUAAUAAUUUUUAAAAAAAAAUCGAUGUAGCUGAUGUUACAAUAAACUGACUUUGUUUAUUUAAUUAAUUAGUUGUACUUAUGAUGUAUGCUGCCAGACUAAUGUUCCGAAACCAUUUACGAAAGCGAAUGUGCACGCCCCCUCACCCCCUGGUGUCCUGCGCCUACUAUAAGUGCGCGUUCACGCUGCUGACUGUGUUGUCUGCUGUUUGUGUGGAGCAGCUGUCGGUCGGAUAGUAUCUGUGGGUCCACAGGAACGGAAACAUGGACGCAGAGUGAUUAUUGGUCUUUCUCGGGAAAAAUCUUAACCGGAGCUCACUUUGCAAACACACUUUUACCUUUGCAGGACUUUCCCCACCUCUCAUGUGUGGUCGAGCGUGUUUCCACAACCGAGCAUGCUUUUAUCGUUGCCUUUGUUUAAUGUGCGACUUGAUUAAAAUAUCCGGCAGCGGAAGAAACUGCCUGCUUUACUACUGAGAGGCUAAUUUAGGCUGAAGCCUAACUUUUUCUCCGGGCAGUGAUGUCUUCGGAUCGUGUGGAUUACAUUGCGCCGUGGUGGACUUACUGGCUUCACAAUUUUCCUCAUAUCAAUCUGAGGUUUCAGCCCAUUGAUAAGACCUUCCAGCCUGAAGAUGAGAACUACCAGCAGUCACUCAUAUUCCUGGGCUGUGUGGCGGCGGCGGGGCUUGGCCUCAACCUUCUGUGUCUGGCCAUCUACCUGAGUUGCUUGUGCUGCUGCCGUAAAGAGGAGGAGGAGGAAAGCAAGAAACCUAAUUCCUGCUGCGUCACCUGGUCGGCAGUCGCCGCCGGCCUCAUCACAUGCGUCGCAGUGGGUGUGGGUUUCUAUGGCAACAGCGAGACCAAUGACGGUGUAUACCAGAUGACCUACUCCUUGUACAACGCCAAUCACACGCUGGGUGGAGUGGACAGUCUGGGGAUCACUCUUCCUUUCGGGCUUAAACAGGUUUCAGGCACCAUGGGCAACAUGAGGAGUGGGCUGCACCAGCACCUUGCGAGGCUUGAUGAGAUCUUUGCAACACGGGGCGACUACGUGCAGACCCUGCAGUUCAUGCAGCAGAUGGCUGACAAUGUGAUCAAACAGCUGCUCGGACUGUCUGACUGGGAAAAAGCUAAAGUGGACCUGGCAUCCAUUGCCGAUCAGUCAGCAACCAUAGAGUACUACAGGUGGCUCACAUACCUGCUGCUCCUCAUCCUGGACCUGAUCAUCUGCCUGCUGGCCUGUCUGGGACUGGCCAAGCAGUCCCGCUGGCUGCUCACAACGAUGAUGGUGUUUGGAGUGCUGACGCUAGUCCUGAGCUGGACUUCACUGGGAGCUGACCUGGCAACCGCUGUGGGCACGAGUGAUUUCUGCAUUUCCCCUGACAAAUACAUCAUGAGUAAAACAAAGGAUGUCAUCAGUGCUGAUAUUGUUCAUUACUAUCUGUACUGCAACCAGACUCUCUCCAACCCCUUCCAGCAGCCUCUGGCCAUCUUCCAGAGGUCUCUGACCACCAUGCAGAUCCAGAUCCAGGGUCUGUUGCAGUUUGCUGUACCACUGUUUCCUACGGCUGAGAGAGAUCUCCUGGGUAUACAACAUUUGCUCAACUCCUCGGAGGCCAGUCUGCACCAGCUGACCGCCCUGCUGGACUGCAGGGGGCUCAACAAGGACUACCUGGAUGCAAUGGUGGGGGUGUGCUAUGAUGGAGUGGAGGGUGUACUGUACCUCUGCCUGUUCUCCAUUCUGGCAGCCUGUGCCUUCACUGUCAUGCUGUGUGCCAUUCCCAGGGCAUGGAGACAAAUUGCCUGCAGGGAACAAGAUUACGAUGACAUGGAUGAGGAGGACCCGUUCAACCCACGGGCAAGGAGAUUAGGGUCUCAGAACCCUGACCACACCAACAUGCACAGCUUCUGCAGCUACAGCAGCAGCAUGGGCAGCCAGACCAGCCUGCACCCGCCCGCCCCGGCUGUCUCCAAUGCCCCAAUGUCUGAGUACAUGAACCACACAGCUCUUUUCGGGGGAAAUCCACGGUAUGAGAAUGUGCCUCUGAUAGGACGAGGCUCUCCACCCCCAUCGAUAUACUCUCAGCAGUAUAGAAAUCGAUACUCUCCCACUAUGAGGGCCACCUACCUGUCCAUGACCGAAGAACAGAGGAGACACUUUGGAAAUGACUUCCAAGCAUAGACUUCCCUGUUUGCCCAAGGAGAGAAGCAGCAUCGCAUACCAUCUACAAGACAGCAACAUGCAGCUGAUAGAAGACUCACAGAGGAAACUGUGUGGCUUCACGUCGGUCAGGACUCCAGCGUGUGGAGUCUAAUGAUAAUGGAACAAUAUCUGUAAUCUUCUCUCUGUUCUUUUAGCUCAUUCAUGACAUUUCUAUCCUUUCUUGGAGAACGUGCUAGACGUUUCCAAGAAGUGCUGUCAAACUUAACAAGCUCUUAAUCUGUUUUGUCCUUUGAUACCCUCACACGCUCUUUUAAACAUAUAAAAAAACCACACAAAAAAAAAGUUGUUUCCCAAUAAUGUAAAAAAGAAAGUUUAAAUUCAGUUGAGAUCUCUCUCUCUGCCUUUGAAAUGGAGAUGUGUACUAAUUUUGACAUCUUAUAUUUGAGUCUCCAAAGAUAAAAGAUGUGAACGCGAUAGCUCAUGCAUCGUUAUUUUCUAUGUAGUGUGCUCCAUGCGUGAUAUUCGUGAAGCACAGAGCCAGCACUGGCAGCACACAGCAGGAGUUUGUGGAGCAGUAUAAUUUAUUUGCAGUCUCACACACACACAAACACGCCUGCUAGUGAAGCUUUAGGAGUCUACAGAGACGAGACUACCUUGAGACCAUGGCUUCUGUAAAUAAGUUGUAAAAUAACAGAUUGUUGUCUUAUUCUGUUUUAUGUUUAAACUGUGUGCCAUUUUUAUAUACUUUUUCUAGUUCUGUCCAGCAAUACAUAGGACCACUAUUUUUUGUAUUUUCUAAUGGGCCAUUAAUUCAUACUCCCUGUAUAUCUAAGCCAACUAAUCCAAUAAAGUCGUCAUUCCUAUUGUGAUUCGGGAAGCUGUGCUGCUCUCUGAUUAAUGAAUCCAGGUAAUUACUUUCACCAUAGCAAACAAUCCAAACAAUACAUGUUUGUACCGACUAACGAUGACUUUCUGUGUGGAUUGGAUAUAUGCCGUGUCAUUAAUACGUUUUGUGUGUUUGUUUCAGCAUGUUGCACUGUACAGGCACAGAGAGUGGUGCUUAAUUUUGUUUGUGUGUGUGUGUGUGUGCGUGUGUGUGUAUGUGUACGCAAACUUCAGGGUCUAAUCGUAAAUUGAAUAAACCAGCUUUGAGUA